UUUUCUAUUUCUUUUUUUGUUAUAUUCCUUGUUGUUGUAUGUUUGUUUGGUUGGUGGAGUGGAGUUUGUUUCUAUGGAGUUUCUUUUAAGGGAUUGUAUUGUUUGUGCUUGUGGGGCAGGUGGACCUUUGAAGAGGAAGGUUUUCCAUAUUCUUCAUUCUCUCUGAGUUUUCCAUAUUCUUCAUUCUCUCUGAGCAGAUAAAGUAUGCAAACACCAAAAGCAAGACCUGCGUCACUGGAUGUGCCUCACAAGGUGUCUCCUGCCACACCGCGGACAACCCGGAAGCUCAAAACUCCAGGAUCUGAAUCUGAUCCUGUUCCGUCACCAAAUCCAGCAAGCAAAACUCCAAAAGAUAGAAGUUCCAAGGUUGUUGAUCGUCGAUCACCAAGGACUCCAGCAACUGAGAAGAAGCGACCAAACCGAGUCUCUGAAUUGGAAACCCAGCUUUCUCAGCUCCAAGAGGAACUGAGCAAGUCAAAGGAUCAGCUGAACUCGUCCGAAUCUUGGAAGAAGAGGGCUCAGCAGGAGGCUGACGAAGCUAAGAGUCAACUUGCUGCCAUGUCAUCAAAACUCGAGGAGACUGAGAAGCAACUGGUUGAGAUUUCCGAUUCUGAAGACUCUCGUAUCCAAGAAUUGCGCAAGAUCUCUCAGGAUCGAGACAGAGCAUGGCAGUCUGAACUGGAGGCUGUCCAGAAGCAGCACUCAAUGGACUCUGCCGCUUUGGCUUCUGCAAUGCAUGAGAUACAGAGGCUCAAGAUUCAACUGGACCGGAUGGCUGAAGCAGAAGCUGCCCAGGCUAGACGUGCAGAUUCAGCUCAUGCCGAUGUUCAGAACUUGAGAAUGGAACUCGAGAAAACCAUUGAUUUUGUUGAAGAAUUGAAGAGUCAGCUAAGUAAUAGUAAAGAAUCUGAAGCUCAGGCGAUUGAAGAACUCACUAGGGUCCAAAUGCAACUGGAAGUGGUGAAGACUACUGAGGAAACAGUACGUUCUGAACAUGUCAAUACUGUGGAAUCAUAUAAAUCUUUGGUAUAUGAGUUGGAGCAAUCAAAGAAUAGAGUGAAUUCUCUGGAGGAACUUGUUGGCAAACUCCGGGCUAAUCUCGACUCCAGCAACAAGAUAACAGAUCCUCCGAGCAAUGAUAACAUCUCUCCUGUGGACAAAGAACUUAAUGAAUCAGAGCUGCUGAAAACUGAACUUACCAAUUUGAAACUGGAAGUAAGUCAACUAAAUGCUGCACUAGAGGCCGCUGAAAGAAGAUAUGAGGAAGAAUAUAUUCAGAGCACAUUGCAGAUUAGGAAUGCUUAUGAACUUGUGGAGCGAGCAAAAAUGGACUCAAGUGAAAGAGAAGCUGAACUAGAGACAAAGCUAAAAGUCUCUAGAGCUGAUGUUGAGGAAUUGAAGGCAAAGCUGAUUGAAAAAGAAAAUGCAUUGCAAAGUAUUUUGUUUGAGAAAAGAGGGUCAAAUCUUAAGGUGGAUGAAGACCGGAAAACAAAAAAUGAAACUGAACUUGAAAUUGAGCUGACGAAAUCAGAGUCGGUUUUAGCAGACAUGAAGGCAAGUUUAUUUUGUAAAGAGAGACAGUUGCGGUGCAUAACAGAGGAAAAUGAGAUGCUGAAGUCUGAAAUCAUGAAAACUGAAGUAGAAAGAAGCAAAGCAAAUGAUGAGGCUCUUGUUGUGGCAGAAGAAGCACGUGCUGCCGAGCGAGAGGCCUUAAUGAAGCUUGGAUAUUUUACAGAGGAAGCAGAUAAAAAUAGUCGAAAAGCGGCACGGGUUGCUGAGCAGCUCGAUGCAGCACAGGUUGCAAAUUCUGAGAUGGAAGCUGAACUGAGGAAAUUAAAAGUGCAGGCUGACCAGUGGAGGAAGGCUGCUGAGGCAGCUGCUACAAUGCUCUCAACUGGUAACAAUGGCAAAUAUGUCGAGAGGACGUUGGACUACCAAACUAUUGGUGGAAAGUUGGAUUUGCCCUAUUCUGAAGAUAUGGAAGACGGCUCACCCAAGAAGAAAAAUGGCAACAUGCUGAGGAAGUUCGGUGUUUUGCUGAAAAAGGGCCAGAAAUAGAUUAAACAAUUGACAGGUUCCAUUCCCUUUUGCAUUGAGCUCUUCUAUUCAUUU
Olea europaea var. sylvestris is the source of this 2112-nucleotide messenger RNA. Its product is annotated as interactor of constitutive active ROPs 2, chloroplastic-like. NCBI's taxonomy places the organism in Eukaryota, Viridiplantae, Streptophyta, Magnoliopsida, Lamiales, Oleaceae. The record is from RefSeq and is a predicted model, not a curated record. Bases 205 to 2058 code for a protein of 617 amino acids. The transcript is spliced from 5 exons.